UGGGAGCAGUGAGAGGUCACUGGAGGAGAUGUCAUUCGGUCGACUCUUGCGACGCGCAUCCUCCAAAGCCUCUGACCUUUUGACGUUUAACGUGGGCUCAGGGGGAUCCCGGACCGUGCUGGAUGGAGAGAUCAUCUUCUCCAAGAACAAUGUGUGUGUGCACCCAUCCGAAACUCUGCCUGGACUGCCUGAGCAUCACCCAGGUUACCUGUGUGUGCACCUGGAGAAAGACGAGACCCUCGGCUCCACCCUCAUCCUAACCUGGGUGCCCAACUCCCGCAUCCAACGGCAGGACGAAGAGGCGCUCCGUUACAUCACCCCCGAAAGCUCACCCGUCCGCCGCAACCCCCGCCGCCGUGCCCACCGAGGUCACUCACGCCCACCGCCCGCUCCCGAAGAAGACGAGGAUGAAGAUGGAGCGGAGCCCCCCUUACCCAACCAGCAGCUUUCAGAGGAGGGCGACGAAGGAUCUUGCGAACUGUCUGCAGACGAGGUGAGUCGAGACAGCACCCUGGGCUCGGACUCGGACACCUUCUCCUCGCCCUUCUGCCUGUCACCCGUCAGCGAGGCUCUGGGCGAGAGCAGCAGCUCUGUCUUCUUGGAUAAUGAGAGCAGGUGA
Molecule: messenger RNA, 619 nt
Organism: Triplophysa rosa
Lineage: Eukaryota; Metazoa; Chordata; Actinopteri; Cypriniformes; Nemacheilidae
Product: TBC1 domain family member 16-like
Exons: 2
Coding region: 29-619 (196 amino acids)
Source: RefSeq, a predicted model, not a curated record